AAGAGAUGAAGAAGAAACGCGAGGAGAAGGAGCAGAAAGAGUUGGAAAAGAGGCUGCAGAAAGAAAAGAAACAAGCCGAGAGUGUAAAGAAGUUGGCAGAAAAGGAAGAGAGAAAACGAAAGAGACAGGAGCUUGCGGAGGCAAGGAAGAAACAACGCAUAGAAGGGAAAGAAAACCAGCGCCCUACUAGGCCACGAGACGUAAGAGAAGGUUCCAGUCGUAGCCGUCCCGUGAAGCCGCCGUCGUGGUAUGCAGAAUACGAAAUGGGCCAGGAAGAAGAUGAAGAAGCAGAGUAAAAAAGAUUCUAGUGUACCCUUAAAUCCACACGAUUGAUAGCGUUCCUCUUACGCCUA
Messenger RNA from Branchiostoma floridae (Florida lancelet), 353 nucleotides. RefSeq names its product protein PXR1-like. The transcript is spliced from 2 exons. The coding region runs from base 6 to 296 and encodes 96 amino acids. NCBI's taxonomy places the organism in Eukaryota, Metazoa, Chordata, Leptocardii, Amphioxiformes, Branchiostomatidae. The record is from RefSeq and is a predicted model, not a curated record.